AUGUCCACAACACAAGCCACUCUCGAAGCCAUCAAAUACCAACGAGGUUCUCUCGAAAUUCUCGACCAACUUCUCAUUCCGAAGACUUUUGUUUAUGAAGUCGUGGAUACCACAGAGAAGGCUUUCCAUGCCAUCCGUGAUAUGAAAGUCCGAGGUGCUCCAGCUAUUGCCAUUGUUGCAGUGUUGUCUUUGGCUGUCGAGGCUAAUAAACUCUUAUCGGAUGAACAACAAGAUGCUUCGAGUGUGGCUCAACUCUUCAUUAAAAAGUUGGACCAUUUGGCUGAGAGCCGUCCAACUGCUGUAAAUCUCUUCCAAGCCGUUGGUGAUUUCAAAAACAAGAUUCAAGAAGCAUUGCAACAACAAAAGACCGCACAACAAAUUUGCCAACUUGUGAUUGAUGAAGCAGAGGCAUUGAUGAACAGAGACAUUGAAGAAAAUGCUAGAAUUAGUGAAUUUGGAAGUGAGCACAUUAUUUCAACAUCAUCCACCGGAAAGGAUUUGCAAGUGUUGACUCACUGCAACACCGGAGCUUUGGCCACCAUGAAGUAUGGUACUGCUUUGGGUGUGAUUCGUUUCUUGAAUAAGAAGCAAGUAUUAAAUCAUGCCUUCUGUACAGAGACAAGGCCAUACAAUCAAGGUGCCAGACUCACUGCUUUCGAGUUGGUCUAUGAGAAAAUUCCUGCUACCCUUAUUUGUGACUCUUCUGUGAGCUAUUUGUUCAAGACCAAGAAAAUUGAUGCCAUCAUUGUUGGUGCUGACCGUGUAUGCAACAACGGAGACACUGCCAAUAAGAUUGGUACUUAUCAUAUUGCAGUGAGUGCUAAACAUCAUGGUAUUCCUUUCUACGUGGCUGCUCCUUUCACAUCCAUUGAUUUGACUUUGGCCAGUGGCGAUUUAAUAACCAUUGAAGAAAGAAGUAGCACGGAAGUGACUCACUUUAGAGGUGACAGAACUGUUUGUGAAGGCAUUGGAGUGUGGAAUCCUGGAUUUGAUGUCACUUCAGCUGAACUCAUUAGCGGAUUCUUCACAGAUAUUGGUGUGUUCACUCCUCUCACUGAUCCUACGACUGGUAAAAAGUACUACGAUUUGAAAACACAACAAGCUGAAUUGCUAAAGAACAAACAACAAUAA
Molecule: messenger RNA, 1131 nt
Organism: Naegleria lovaniensis
Lineage: Eukaryota; Heterolobosea; Eutetramitea; Acrasida; Naegleriidae
Exons: 1
Coding region: 1-1131 (376 amino acids)
Molecular function (GO): S-methyl-5-thioribose-1-phosphate isomerase activity
Source: RefSeq, a predicted model, not a curated record